Messenger RNA from Kalmanozyma brasiliensis GHG001, 1011 nucleotides. Its product is annotated as Peptidase C65, otubain. NCBI's taxonomy places the organism in Eukaryota, Fungi, Basidiomycota, Ustilaginomycetes, Ustilaginales. Gene Ontology annotation, cellular component: nucleus. The coding region runs from base 1 to 1011 and encodes 336 amino acids. Gene Ontology annotation, biological process: protein K48-linked deubiquitination. Gene Ontology annotation, molecular function: ubiquitin binding; cysteine-type deubiquitinase activity. The record is from RefSeq and is a predicted model, not a curated record. The transcript has a single exon.
AUGGAAGGCAUCAACGCAGACACCAAGCUCGAAUCGCUCUCCGACGCACAGCGUCACGAGCUCGCCGAGAAGCUUCGGUCCGAAUCCACCUCGAACCAACCCCUCAUUUCCGCCGUCGAGCCGAUCGAAGUGCUUCAGACCGAGUACGCCUCGAACGAUGCCUUCCUGGGCAAGAUCAAGUGGCUCAAGGACGAAGCGGGCUUCAUCGGCAUUCGUCGCGCCAAGGGCGACGGCGACUGCUUCUACCGCGCCUUUGCCUUUGCCUUCAUCUACAAGAUCAUGACCAUGAAAGACCGACCCAUGCACCAUUUCACGGUCAAGCACGUCGAGUCGACGCUCUCCAUCCUCAAGCAGGCGGGGUACGACGAGGAGGUGUAUACGGACUUCUACGAGCCACUGCGUAGUCUGUUGAACCGGAUGUAUUCGACGGACCCGGAGACGAAGGAGUUGAACGAGCACGCGCUCGUGGACGCCAUGAACGAUCCCGAACAGUCCAACUCCAUCGUCGUCUACCUGCGUUUGCUGACCAGCGCGUUCCUCAAGAUCAACGCGGACGAGUACACACCUUUCCUCUUCAGCCUGGAUAAUGGGAGCGAUGCGUCGCCGCCGGACAUGCAGAGCUUCUGCGCCAAUCAAGUCGAGGCGAUCGGCAAAGAGGCGGAUCAUGUUCAGAUCACCGCUCUUUCCCGAGCCCUCAAGGUCUCGCUCGACGUAGCCUACCUCAGCCCGCAACAUGCGCCACCCGAGACGCCGUUGGAUGAGGACUUCCCCGCCGAACAGAUUUCGAAAUCCGAGAGCGAGUCGAUAGCCGUCCCCGGCGAGGCGGCCGAGGCGCGUCGUGCAGCGGAGGAGCACCCCGAUAGAUGCGACGUGGUGCGCUUCGAGGUCGAGGGAGGUCAAAUCACCGAGAUCGGUACCAUGUUGUUGCGUCCCGGCCAUUACGAUUUGCUGGUCGAGGCGCCGGUACCUGCCUCGCCUGAGCCCGAGAUUCCGGCUCUACCAUCCACAUAA